GUAAAGUUCUCCACGUGGAGCAUAUCGAACUCCUUACAGAGGAGUACAAGCAGCUGAAGAAGGAGGUGGAGGGGAAGGAGCUCGUGAAGGGGACGCUGCACUUCACAGGCGGCCCGUUGGAUGAAGAACGUUCCGGGUUUCCGGCCUUCAGCGGGAUCGCUCGCCUGACUUGGCUGGUUGACCUUUUCGGGAACCUCACUGUUGUGUCUGCCGCGAGGGAAGAACAGAAAGAGAAGAACUACUCCAGGAUGACCGUGCAGUUUCAGACGGCAAACAAGAG
Molecule: messenger RNA, 280 nt
Organism: Gekko japonicus
Lineage: Eukaryota; Metazoa; Chordata; Lepidosauria; Squamata; Gekkonidae
Product: biliverdin reductase A-like
Exons: 2
Biological process (GO): heme catabolic process
Molecular function (GO): biliverdin reductase [NAD(P)H] activity; zinc ion binding
Source: RefSeq, a predicted model, not a curated record